Messenger RNA from Trichomycterus rosablanca, 1267 nucleotides. It is a transcript of the gene mmgt1, whose product is annotated as membrane magnesium transporter 1. The record is from RefSeq and is a predicted model, not a curated record. Lineage: Eukaryota; Metazoa; Chordata; Actinopteri; Siluriformes; Trichomycteridae. Gene Ontology annotation, cellular component: Golgi apparatus; early endosome; plasma membrane. The transcript has 4 exons. Bases 123 to 515 code for a protein of 130 amino acids.
UUGGGACGCAACCCGAGAUUUGCUCUGCCGCCAGCGGAAACGCUACCAUGGUCUGUUGCAGGCAGCUUCACGCUGCUCGUUAGCGUUACCAGGCUGUAGUGUCGGAGGGCUCGCAGCGGAAAAUGGCUUCGUCCUUUUGGAAAGGCGUUGUUGGUUUGGGCCUGUUGGCUCUGGCUCAUGCAGCUUUCUCUGCAGCACAGCAUCGAUCGUACAUGCGACUAACAGAAAAAGAGAAUGAAACUCUUCCAAUAGAUAUAGUUCUACAGACAUUGUUAGCAUUUGUAGUUACAUGUUGUGGAAUAGUCCAUAUCUCGGGUGAAUUUAAAGACAUGGAUGCUUCUUCAGAGCUCAAACACAAGACAUUUGACACUUUGAGAAACCACCCGUGUUUUUAUCUGUUUAAUCACCGAGGCAGGGUACUGUUCAGCUCAUCCGAGCAAGAGGCCCCUACUGCGACUUCUCAGGCUUUGCCACCCAAUCCCCUGCGAUUACGCAAACUGGAAAACUUUCAAUGAGACUAGCCUUGAAAGAGGGUUGCCUUGCCCGUUUUACCCACGUUUCUUUCUUUGCAUCAAUAAGCUCCUCAGUUGAAAAGAGCUGAUUAACCAAUUUUACUUUAACUCCUCUUUGUGCACAUGUGAAUAUGCUCUACAAAUCUGCAGCUUUUCCUCAACAUGGUUACUACUUUGAGUACUCUGGACUGUGCCAACUCCUUAUUUUUUUUCAGCUGAAACAUUUGUAAAUAUUUGUUCAUGUUUGGGAGUCUUAAACAUCCAUAACAUACACUGUAUUCUGUCAGAUGGCACACAAAGGAGGGGAGUGCCAUCUUUCUGUAUCACAAUGGGUGCAGAUUCUCUCCCUUUAGUAUGCCACAUUUUUUGCUUUGUUUUUAUGCAUUCUUUUCCAUGCCCUUUUUUGGAGGAGGCCACUACUAUGGACCAUAAUUGUACAUGUGUUCAGAUAUGUUAUUUAUGACUGACGGACUACAAAAAAGAGUUUGGUAUGCAAAUAAUGUAAAGACUAGUGUAGUCACUAAAAUGAUGCCUGGUCAGGGAAAUGAGGGGGAAAAAGAGAUCUAACAACAAUGCUAACAAUACUGUGAAUGCGCUGUGGGAAAUCAGUGGUACACUUUUAUUUUAAAUGUUGUUGUUUUUUUGGGAAGGUGGGUGAGGGGUGGCAUUUUUCAUUUUGUUUGUUAUGAUGCAUCUGAUUUUUUUUUUUUUUUUUGAAAAUAAAAUCAAAGAUUUUAUUGAUGAACAAUCAUUUA